Molecule: messenger RNA, 3336 nt
Organism: Jaminaea rosea
Lineage: Eukaryota; Fungi; Basidiomycota; Exobasidiomycetes; Microstromatales
Exons: 2
Coding region: 1-3336 (1111 amino acids)
Biological process (GO): negative regulation of cell population proliferation; cell motility; phosphatidylinositol 3-kinase/protein kinase B signal transduction
Cellular component (GO): plasma membrane; cell projection; nucleus
Molecular function (GO): phosphatidylinositol-3,4,5-trisphosphate 3-phosphatase activity; protein tyrosine phosphatase activity
Source: RefSeq, a predicted model, not a curated record
AUGUCUACCCUCAGCCUGCCACUGCGCCGCCUCAUCUCGGGCCCAAAGGCUCGCUUCGUGCAAGAUGGCGUUGACCUCGACCUCGUCUACGUGACGGAUCGACUCAUCAUCAUGGCCUUCCCAGCCUCAGGCGUGGCAACGCUCUGGCGCAAUGAUCGACGAGCUGUCCGCAACUUCCUCGACGAGAGGCAUGGCGACAAGUGGCGCGUCUACAACUUUUGCCCAAAGUCGGAGAAUGACUAUGAUGGGGAGGAAUUCUACGGAAGAGUCUCUCGCUACCCAUUCCCGGAUCACCACCCUCCCCCGCUCUCCCUAAUCCCAAUGGUGGUCGCAGACAUGACUGCCUGGUUCGCUGACGACCCACAGAACGUCGUCGUCAUUCAUUGCAAAGCCGGCAAGGGACGCUCGGGCACACUAGCCUGCUGCUACCUCGUUUCGCUACCCAAGCUCCCUCCCCCACCUCAAGACCCUCGCAACCUCGGCCGCGCAGCUGGCAAGAAGGGGGCACCUCGCUCCAUCUCCUCCACGGAGGCUUCAUCCCUCGUAGCAACGCCUGUGACGUCGGACGAGGGUAGAACAUCAAAAGAGCUCGAUAACGGGAACAGCCUGCCCCGUAAACCCUCUGCCCUCAUGCUCAAGGCAAAACGGUCCAUCUCUGCGCUGCGAUCUCGAAAGAGCUCGGCCCAUCUGCAACCGCAAGAGCCGCAGCAGCAUCUACAGCCGCCCUCGUCGCCUCGUGCGAGCCGCAAGAGCAGCUUUGCCUUCCUGCGCCGCGCGAGCGAGAGUCAAUCGCACAAUGACAGCGCCGUUUCCUCACGACGCCCCUCCUUCACCGCUACGCACAUCAAUCUCGAUGACUCGCUAGCAUCCUCGGCCGAGCUGAGCGCCUUGGAGGACAAGCUGGAGGCAGUCUUUGACUUGCAUACAUCGCGAAGGAUGAAGGCCAAGAAAGGACAUGCCUCUGCGGACAGCGCCGUAUCGAGGAAAUCAAUGGACAUGUCGCCACGCAAAGCGAGCGCAUCUACGCCUGCCCUACUCGAGCCUCCGUCGCCCAACCGCGCAAUGCCGCCACCGUCCCUGCCGCCAGCCAUCCCACGUCGACCAUCAUCAUCAGCUGUGAUGAGAGCCUAUCAGGACGCGCCACGCAUAGAGGGCCUGACCUCAACCUCAGGCGACGACACUCCGGGCAGAACCUCGACCUCGGGUCGACUGUCCUUCGCUGAGCCAACGACUCCUCGCUCACGCCAUACGCUCCUCAACUCGCAAGAUUCGGCUUCCACUCCACCUCGCAAUAGCAUCGCAGCCGGCAGCCGCCUCCGCGUGAGCAGCGCGACGGACAUCGCUGGGAUGAACAACAUCACGCCUAGAUCUCGUCGAGCGGCCCUUGGCGCCAGCCCAACUGGACGAAGCUGCGAGGCUCUGGUCGCAAGCGGGAGGGCGACGCCUACCAUCCCAAGCCUGAACGUCUCCCCUUCCGGCUCGACGCGUAUCAAGCCAGGCACAGACACCGGCAGAGGCAGCGUCGAAGGCUCGCGUCGCCCCUCCCACGACACGACUUCCUCUCAGUCAUGGGGCAGGAAAAGCCUCGACCUCUGGCGCAAGUCACAGCGCUCCGCAAGUGGUGUGAGCGCCAAUAGCGGGGUCAGCGCGGCCAGCUCGGCAGUGGCGUCUAGCAACUCUAUCGAUCGUUUCGACAGCGGCAGCGCCUCGCCAGCCUUGGAUGGCCCCAUGGCCAAAAACCGCAAGCACGGAGUCAGUAUCGCAUCACAGCGUCGAUGGGUUGGGUACUGGGGAAGGAUACUCAACAAGGAAGACUCGCGCGCUUGCAUGGACCCUGCGAGGGCUGGACAGGAGCCGCGCAUGGUUAGGCUGCUGAGGAUCAGCGUGCUGCAAGACUCCUCCAGCGCGGAGCAGGAUGAUACCGCGGCGAAAAGCCGAUCACGCGCGAAGAGCUUCACGAAGACGGAUGGCUACCAUAUCACUGUGGGCCGGUAUGACCCCAAGCUCCUGGACAAAUUAGAGGCAUGGGAGCGCGGUGCUCGACGACGAGACAAGGUGUUCGGCGCGUGUGGUGACCCAAGCCAACGCGCUCCCGAUGUCUUUUCGAGCCAGGUGUGCUCUCCAGGCUCAGCUCAUGCAACACCUGGCGCAGGCGCUGCUGUUGCAAGGGACGACGAGCGGACUGGCUUUCCCUUUGCGGAGGGAGCAACGGCUGCUUUGACUAUGACUAGUGCAAACCUGCAUCGUCCAGCAUCUUGCGUACCAGGGGAGGAUCGCUGGCUAGACAAGUUUGGGCACGAGCAGCGUGGCGAUUCCGCGGCAAACCUCUCUGAUGAAGACGGGGAUGAGUCACCAGCAAAAUCUCCUCGAGGCGAAACAGCCUAUCAUCUCUUCACUCGACGAACUCUAGGCUCACGACGCCCCUCUACCGCUGACUGGGGUCGCUGCUCUGAGCUCAACACGCAUGAGGGCGCGGCAAAGAGGCUGGCACAGCAUGGGAACGCGGAGGGAGUUGGAGCGUGGGGUGUGAAUGUGCUUGCAGAGGCGGAACGCGUCAGACACUUCAAUUGGCCAGACGACGAGGUGCUGGCAAAAGGAGAGAGAAGGUUCGCAUUCUUGGAGUGGUUUGCUAGGUUGGAGGCGGCGGAGAGAGGAGCCGAGCAGAGCAAGAUUGGUAGCAAGGGGACAUGGCACCACUUUCAGCCUGCUAGCAGCAGCGACGAGGAAGGUCCUGGACUGAUCAUUCGCUCAGACCGUGAGCUCUGCAUCAAGGUUCACCUAGCCAACCGUGCUCUGCGUCUUCUACCGGAUAUCGCCGGUAGUGCGGGAUGGGCGUGGAUCAUCCCUGCCUUCGAAGAGCCGGCGCCAGCGACGAAACAUCCAGCUCAGCCCAGCGACGGCGCAGGCGAGGAGGAAGAAGUCCUCGAGGACUCAAGCUUCGCGACUGCCCCGGACGAGGAUGAUGCCAGUGGUGGUGCUGACGACUCGCACGCCAGCUGGAAGCGCGGCAACCUCAAUGGCAAGCCUCCCCUCCCGUCUUCUAAUGGUGUCAAGCCUACCAACAAGCCUAGCACGGCCACAUUCACAAGCUCGUCGCAGAGUUACACCACGCCUUCUAAAGGAACUGAAAGCAACAGCUCGCCAUCACGCUCGGCGUCUGCUUCUUGCUCAUCAUCAUCGGCCCCGCAGGAAGCGAAGCGACGCACAACCGUCGUCCGCCUGGAGCGAGACGACAUCGAUUUCGUGAAGAGGAUGACAGGCCUGAAGGCAAUUGAGCUUGAGUGGGAGGAGGUGAGGGGGGUAGACGACGAUGAGAGUGAGGAGGAGGGCAAAUAG